Molecule: messenger RNA, 2656 nt
Organism: Vitis riparia (riverbank grape)
Lineage: Eukaryota; Viridiplantae; Streptophyta; Magnoliopsida; Vitales; Vitaceae
Product: luc7-like protein 3
Exons: 7
Coding region: 265-1341 (358 amino acids)
Biological process (GO): mRNA splice site recognition
Cellular component (GO): U2-type prespliceosome; U1 snRNP
Molecular function (GO): mRNA binding
Source: RefSeq, a predicted model, not a curated record
UCUCAUCAGCGAAACAGGCCCUAAUUGAAUCACCGCAACCCGCCUCGUACACACAAUCUCUGGAGGCUCAAGUCCUCGAGAACCGAUAAAAACGCAUAAUCACCACAAGUUUCACUGAACUCUCCAUCAAUUCUAAAAAGGGUAGACUCUAGAAAGAAAAAGAAUCCCCAAUCCAUAAAGCCCUAAUCUUGCUGCAUAGUUAGGGCUUGUCUUCUCCAAUACUCUCUUUUCUUUCUCACUGCUUGAAACCCUCCCUAGCCAGCAAUGGACGCUCAGAGAGCUCUUCUAGACGAGCUCAUGGGUGCAGCGAGAAACCUGACGGAAGAAGAGAAAAAAGGGUACAAGGAGGUUACUUGGGAUGAUAAGGAGGUUUGUGGAUUCUAUAUGGUGCGGUUUUGUCCUCAUGAUCUCUUCGUCAACACUCGAAGUGAUCUCGGACCAUGCCCUAGAAUUCAUGAUCAAAAGUUGAAAGAAAGUUUUGAAAAGUCUCCAAGACAUGAUUCAUAUGUGCCUCGCUUUGAAGCUGAGCUUGCUCAGUUUUGUGAGAAAUUGGUUAUGGACUUGGAUAGAAGAGUGAGGCGUGGGCGUGAACGCCUUGCCCAAGAGGUGGAAGCAGCCCCACCUGCUCCACUUUCACUGGAGAAAUCUGAGCAAUUAUCUGUGUUAGAGGAAAAAAUAAAGAAUCUGUUGGAACAAGUUGAGGCCCUUGGUGAAGCUGGCAAGGUGGAUGAGGCUGAAGCACUCAUGAGGAAGGUGGAGAUGCUGAAUGCUGAGAAGACAGUCUUGACUCAACAACCCCAGAAUGACAAAGUCCUAAUGCUUGCACAGGAGAAAAAGAUGGCUCUGUGUGAAACCUGUGGUUCUUUUCUGGUAGCAAAUGAUGCUGCAGAGAGGACUCAGUCUCAUGUCACAGGAAAGCAGCAUAUUGGUUAUGGCAUGGUUCGGGAUUUCAUCACUGAGUACAAGGAAGCCAAGGAGAAGGCAAGGGAAGAAGAAAGAUUAAAGAGGGAGAAAGAAGCUGAAGAGAGGAGAAAGCAGAGAGAGAAGGAAUCUGAGAGCAGAAGUCGAAGAGCUGAUUCUGGUGAUAGGGACAGGACUCGUGACCGAGAUAGAGACAGGGAGCGGGAUCGAUACAGAGAACGAGAACGGGAUCGUGAAAGGCCUCGAGAGUGGAAUGGUAGAGGAUACAGAGAUGGAGGAAGAGGAACAGAUUGGAGGCACAGCAAUUCCAGGGAUGGAAGAGAUGGAGGCAGGGAUAGGUACCGUGAUCGGAGCAGGUCACGUUCCCCUGUUAGGCAUAGCCACAGGAGGUCCCCUCAAAGUCCAGUUCGGCCAUAUUAGUGGACUGUGUAGAUAGAUAUCUGAGCUUUGAAAUCAAGAGGUAGACCUUCUUAUAUCUCACAGUUUUAUGAAUGCGUGAGUUAAAUUGUCAUCAUGGACACAUAAACUUACUUUUUGUCAUCUCACAGCUUUAUUGAGACUUUACCAUGGCCCUAUCGCCAAUAUUGUUAGAGGAGAAAGGGUUGAGGUAGGUAUUGUAACUCUUUUUUUAUGAUCUAUUGUUAGGCUUUGGUUGAACUAAACAUCUUUUAUGAGUUGCUUCUCUGAAACAUUGUUUUCAGAGUCUUUUAUUGGGCUUCUUUUUUAUUGUCAUUGCUGGAUACAUUAUUGUCAAAUAGUUAAGAGGACAGAUCCAAAAUAUAUGCAUCAAUUACAGCUGCUGAGGAGGAUUAUGGUUUUUUUCUCAAAUCUGAGGUAACACAUAAAUCUCAAUUAUCCCGACGAAGCCCAUGGAUUAAUUUCCCUACUUAUCAUGGACUCAGGUUUUCUUUCUUUAUGGCCUUUCAGUUGUCAAGUGUCUUCAAGCAAAUCGUUGCUUGUAAAUGCUGCUCGAUGCUCUUCCCUUCACCUGCCCCUGCCCCUGCCCUUUUUUAGUUUAUGGUUCUUGAAUGACUUGAGCAGUGCAUGUGCAAUGCGCAUGAGUUGGAAGUUACAAAAAUCAGGAGACAUGGGGAAUCUGAGGGUAACUAAUUUGCCAACUCUAUGUUACUUGUUUUACAGAGCUGGUGAUAGUUUUCAACUUUAAACUUCAUGGGCAGGGUCAGGCAAUGAACUAUGCUUCAGUUUGUCGAGUAGUACAUAGGUAACCUCUCUAUCUAUGCAGAGGGAUGCUCAUAGCUUCCUACCCAUAUAUCUGUCAAACUCAUUUUCUGAAGCAGAACCAUUGUUUCCACAUGCAUGAAUAUCUCCGUGGAUUGGGGUGUCGAGUCUCUUCCUGCUUCAAAAAAUAGUAAAAUUGCAACAGUGUGGGGUGCCUGGAGGUAACUGACUUGAUCUGUAGAAUAUGAUAUUUCUGUGUGGAGUUUGCAGGAAAGGCACCAAAGCAGGUAUUUUAUUGGGGCCUCGGUGGCAUAAAUUUGUGGCUGAUAAAAGUGGUAUUUAUAUAUAUAUAUUUUUUAUGAUAUGUAUGAAGAGUGACUUGUGCAGGGAAAUUAAUUUUACAAUGUAGGUGCUGCUUGGUGAAUUACAUAUGAUGAACAGAGUAGAUAAAUUGAGGAAGUCCUUUUAUGUAAUUGAAAUUGACAGGAACAUGGCAUGUAAUGCUUGUAGAAACAUAUGCCACUGGUAAUUGAAGAUUUUUGUGCGCUUGUCUGUC